CAUACCUGCUGGUCAAAUGCAGUGCAGUGAUUUCCCUCACAGGACAAACAUUUGAAGAGUCUGAAAACAAACAAGCAGGAAAAGCAAAAUUAAAGGUAGCAAAAUAUAUUUUCCUCAGUAUCAGUAUCACCAUUACUCAGCGUCAAAGUCAUGGUUCAUGGGAAGAAGUUGGCCAAGGAGACACUGCUGCCGUCUGUGCUGGAAGACGAUGACGCAGAAACACAAAGUGAGAAGCUGCAGCUGGGAGAGCAGAGAGUGAGCCGGACAGAGGUCGACAUGCGUGGGCCAAAGGACAAACGCACAAGUCCUGUCGGGAACAUGCUAGAUAGAGGUGAAAGAGAGGGUGAAGAGGAAGAAGAGGAGGAGGAGGAGGAGGAGGAAGAUAAUGAAGAGGAGGAGCUGGGAGGAGAGGAGUGUGUGAUCUCUGAUGAGGACUAUGACACAGAUCUGGAGCUGGGAGAUAAGGAGGAGGCGUACGACCCGACGGGGCAGACGUGCUACAUGGAGGCGUGUAAAGUGUUACAGGUUGUACCUGCCUCAUAUUUCCUGCGGCACAUGCAGAAUAGCAAGCUCUCCAUGAUGCAUUAUGGUCUGGGGCCUCAGGGCACCAAAGCACUGGCAGUUCCCCUGGUAACCAACACUUCAGUACUGAGGCUGAACCUGCGAGAUAAUUGGAUGGAGGGAAUGGGCGGAGCUGCUAUAGCCGAGAUGUUAAAGGAAAAUUGUUAUAUUACAGAGGUGGACCUAGCCGACAACAAUCUCGGGGAUUAUGGGGCCAGAGCCAUCGCUGAGAUGCUUAAGGAGAACAGCACCCUGGUGAGCCUUAAUCUGUCAGGAAACCAUUUCGCAGACCGCUCAGGCGAACACCUUGGCCCAGCACUGAUCACCAACGCCAAGCUCCAGCACCUGGACCUCAGCCACAAUGCUCUGGGAGAGCGCGCAGGGAAAACCCUCGGAGACUCUCUGUCAGAGAACACAGGGCUGAGAUCACUAAGUCUGGCCUGGAACUGCAUUCGAGGGAGAGGAGCUGUGAUGUUAGCCAAUGGCCUCGGGGGAAACAUUUUCCUCCGAACGGUGGAUCUGUCAUUUAAUGGCUUUGGCAGAGAAGGAGCCAUUGCUCUGGGACAGGCUCUGAAAGAGAACGCUGUUUUGGAGGAGUUGAAUGUGAGCAACAACCGAAUACCCCCUGAAGGAGCUCUCCGCCUUGCCAUGGGCCUCAAAGUAAACAAGACAAUCAAAUCCCUGAACAUGGGUAGGAACCCCAUUCAGACUGCUGGGUGCUACGGGAUCCUCAAGUCUGUACAGGAAAACCCAGAUUCAGCCGUGGAGGCAUUAGACUUCUCGGACAUCACAGUGAACCAGGAUUUUGAAGAUCUGUAUACGGCAGUGAAAGAAAUAUUCCCUGCGCUUACAGUAAAUCACGGGGGCAGAAUUGGCACAUUCAGAAAAGCAAAAGCUUGAAAAGUGUUACUGUAAUUGCUGUACUUUUAUGCCAGAGAAGAUGGAAGGAGUCUUGUCAAAGCCCUGUGGACGUUUUCAUCCAUAGAUGGAACGAAGGAUGGAUACAUGGAAGGAUAUCAUUUUAAAAAGAUGUCACUUUUUUAAAAAAGAGCCGUGAGAGCAUGUUCCGCUGAAUGAAACGUAUUUAUAUCAAAUAAAACUUGUUAAAUACGCAAUCAAUUUAAAAUAAAGAUUAUUCAGAGAGAGUCUGUUCACUUUAUCAAAUGAAACAGUACGUACUCUGCAUGCCUGCCUGCCUGAAAUAUAGUGUUGUUAAAGUCAUUGAACACAGGCAUACAAUACAGGUAUUGAGCAUGAUUCUUUUUAGGUAUGAUCUGAUUUGAUGUUAUAUAAUGUCAGUGGGUAGAAUGAUGGAGAGGAUCAGAGAGCACCGCAUUGUGUAUGAAAAGAAGCGAAAGUGGGUUGCACAAAAAGGAUUUAAGUACUGCAUGACUGGUCUAAUAGAGAAACCAGCUUUGAAAGAAUGAUCCAGUGUUAGAUAAGAGACCUGUUUACUGCGGCAGGACGACUCGAACACUGCUAGAUACAGUAAGCUGUCAUUUAGACAUGUGUAUCAUACACCGCCAAA
This is a messenger RNA of Epinephelus fuscoguttatus (brown-marbled grouper), 2089 nucleotides long. RefSeq names its product leucine rich repeat containing 74B (gene lrrc74b). The record is from RefSeq and is a predicted model, not a curated record. Lineage: Eukaryota; Metazoa; Chordata; Actinopteri; Perciformes; Serranidae. Gene Ontology annotation, molecular function: protein binding. The transcript is spliced from 10 exons. The coding region runs from base 151 to 1461 and encodes 436 amino acids.